Eutrema salsugineum is the source of this 7465-nucleotide messenger RNA. RefSeq names its product mediator of RNA polymerase II transcription subunit 13. The transcript is spliced from 24 exons. The coding region runs from base 272 to 5956 and encodes 1894 amino acids. Gene Ontology annotation, cellular component: mediator complex. NCBI's taxonomy places the organism in Eukaryota, Viridiplantae, Streptophyta, Magnoliopsida, Brassicales, Brassicaceae. Gene Ontology annotation, biological process: regulation of transcription by RNA polymerase II. Gene Ontology annotation, molecular function: transcription coregulator activity. The record is from RefSeq and is a predicted model, not a curated record.
GUUUGGAUCUGGUUUUUAUGAAAGGUGAAACCACGGGAAACAAGUCUUAGAGAGAUUUUUUUUUUCUUUUUUUGAUCAGGAAGGGAGAGAUAAACAUAGAAGAUCGAGGAAGAAUCUUUCGACCGAUUUGUAUCACUCUUCCUCGACAAAUUCUAAUCUUGACUUUUUAUGGGAAUUGUUCCUCCCUCGCGAUUCCGAGCUUCUUUAGGUUCUUGACGAUUUGAAGUAAUGAUUCUUAUCCUAUAAGUGGAGAAAGCAAGCGAUUCAAGUGAUGUGGACUAAUGUUUUCAGAAUUGGGGGUCUACAUAAUGUUUCUUGGUUUCAGUUUCUUCCAAGUGAAACUGAGCUGAAUCCUGGCUCUGAUAGAAGUUCAAGAGCUGAGCAGAAUGAUGUUGCAUCAUAUCUUGUGCUUUCAUCUCAUUUGCGGUUGCAGAAGGAAGGAUUUCUUUGCACAUGGACCAAUUCCUUUGUUGGACCUUGGGAUCCAUCUCAAGGUUUAUACAACCCUGAUGAAAAGAUCAAGCUUUGGCUUUUUCUUCCUGGGCGUCAUUCAUCAAUCACUGAUAAAGCUCAGGCUGCAGUCUCAAAACUUAGAGUCGUUGCGUCAGGAAUCUGGGUAGCACCUGGGGACUCUGAAGAGAUAUCAGUUGCCUUUUCACAGUCUUUACGUAAUUGCAUUGAAAGAGCAUUGACUGGACUUUCCUACAUGAGAUUUGGAGACGUUUUUUCAAAAUUCAGCCCUCAAAGUGAAGAUUAUUUGAGGAGGGGACAGCCUACUGUUGAAUUCAUCUUUGCUGCUACCGAAGAGGCAGUUUUUGUCCAUGUCAUUGUAUCCGCCAAGAAUGUCCGGACACUUUCAUGUAGCGAUGCCGAAAGACUGUUAAGGAGUUCUUUGAAAAACUCCAGUUAUAGGCUUCCAGUGAUUGUUUCUCCUCAUGGAAUGCGGGGCAGCCUCACUGGAUUCUGUCCCAAUGACCUUGUCAAGCAAGUCUACUUCAGUUCUGGAAACUUAAGGACUUCGAGUGGAUAUAUUGGUCUCGCUUCUCAUGUUGGUCGUGGGCCCCGUAUGAUAAAUGGCAAUCAUUGUUACGUGGAAGUUACACUUGGUUGCUGCCAAAAUAUAAAUGACAACACAAGUCAAACUAAUUCGACCUUCCCCCAUAAUCAGUGUCCUGAACCUUCAGUUGGGAGUAAAGAUCACCGGAAAGGACAACCAGAUGUUUUAUCGGUGUGUGAAAAAAAGUUCAUAUAUCCAGCUGAGGCAGUGCUUGUGCCAAUCUUACAGUCGGCAUUUGCUAAAUUUUCUUUAAAAAGAUUUUGGCUUCAAAACUGGAUAGGACCAUCACUGGCAGGCUCAUCGUUAUUUAUGCACUGGGCUGGUGAUUUUGACUUCCUUGGAGCAUCUGGAAAUAAGAGUGACGGAUAUUAUGAAAAAAAUGGUUACAAUAGCAGCGGCAGUAGCCGUAAUAGCAGCAUUAGUUCAACAAGUAGUGCGUCUAGCGGGAGUGGUUGGAGAAUGACUUCAAGAACUGGUGACCUUGACGCGGAUGCAGAUUCUUUGACGUGUAGGCAAUCUGGUCUAACUUGUAAUGAUGAUCGCCCAAAAAUGGGUUCCAAGCGGCCGCGAACAGGGAUGGCAGAGUCAUUCGGUCAAGUAGGCAUUGCAAAUGAUAAAAUUGGUUGGGAUUGGGAUGAUGACGACGAUGGGGAUGAUGAUAGAGGAGUUGGCAUGGAUAUCCAGGCACUUCUUUCAGAGUUUGGAGACUUUGGUGACUUCUUUGAGAAUGAUGCUUUGCCUUUUGGGGAGCCACCGGGAACAGCAGAGUCUCAUGCGCUCAUGUUUCCUCCAGAUUCUGCUGAUGUAGGUUCUAGUCCAGUCGAUAUGAUGGAUGUAUCAGACCAGAUUGUUUUGCCUGUUGGGUUUUCCUCUUUUGAGAGCUUUAAUCCUGUUCCUCCUAUCAUAGACGAGUCCCUUAUCAAAAAUCAAGAAGUCUUUAACAGCAGUGUCACUUCAGUUCCUAUAAAUCAAAUGUCAAGCUCUUCUACUGGUGAGUUCGAUCAUUUGAUGAAAGCAGAAGCUAUGAUGACCUUUGCUCCUGAGUAUGGAGCUGUAGAAGCACCUAUGAGCGAGAUUUCCUCGACGUUCUUCAAAAGCCCAUAUCUUCCCAAAUCUCGCAAAGUAGAGAGUUCAAAUUCAAGAACGAGUAACUACGUUUAUGGACCCACACCACCUGCUACUGAUUCUGAUGGAGUAGCCGAUAAGAUUUUGCUGGGAUCAAAAGCAUGCAUUGGCAACAAUGAUAGCAGAACUUUGUUUCAGUCGAAGUAUUACACUCAAGUAGAGAGCAGAAAAGACCAAUAUGAUAAGCUACCUACUGUAGUUAGUGACAACAAGAGUACAAAGGAGGGUGUUUCUCAAUUAAAGUAUUCAAACUAUAGUGCUGGUAGUGCUGUUAAGACCGUACAGGGGAAAAAGACUGACGGCAUAUCUGGUGUUGUAAGUACUUUAUUAUCUUCAAAGACCUUGCUGGCAACAGAUGUAGGAAGCGUUAUGUUCCAAGCUUUCAUGUGCAGGAUGCGGCACAUAGUCAUUUCUUCGAAGCACCAUUCACCUGUUAGUCUGACUAGGCUUACUGGAAACUUUUUCCUGAACCAGCUGCCAAAUGAGCCCAGUACUCUGACAGACAACAUAUCUGCAAGGAACGAGAUAUAUAAGAAAGAAAUACCUACCAGAAUAGCUGGAGAUUUUGACGGAGGAAUGUUAGAUAGCCACAUGAGUGCACCAGUUGGCGUGUGGCGGACUGUUUCAGUCCCCAAAGCAGCAAAACCUGCUAGUUCGCCGAAUAUUGAAGCAGGCUCAUCCUUGCCCCAUAGUUCAUUUAGCGAAGACAGCUUGCUUUCUUAUGGCCAAAGGCAGCCAUUGCAGGAGCUUCUAGACGGAAUAGCGCUACUUGUACAGCAAGCUACGUCUUUCGUUGAUUUAGCUCUGGAUUCAGAUUGUGGAGAUGGACCUUAUGGCUGGCUUGCACUGGAAGAGUUAUGGAGACGGGAGCUGUCGUGUGGACCCUCUGCUGGCCAUGCAGGUUGUGGGGGAACUUUGGCUUCCUGUCAUUCUCUGGACAUUGCGGGUGUCAAGCUAGUUGAUCCACUCUCUGCUGAGGUUUUUCCUUCGUCUGUCAUUACUCUACUGCAAUCUGACAUCAAAACAGCUCUGAAAUCUGCAUUUGGUCAGUCAGACGGCCCGUUAUCUGUCACAGAAUGGUGCAAGGGCCGAAAUCAAUCAGUGGAUGGAGGAUCUAUCUCUGAGGGAUCUACUGCUGAGUCAACCCUGAGUGAAGCGUCAAAUGUAGUAGAUGGUGCGAAAGGAGAGGAGACCGCUCAUAGCCAAGACAUAUACAGUUCAGAAUUACUCCGACCAACACUUUUUGUUCUUCCAUCACCUUCUAUACUUGUCGGGUACCAAGAUGACUGGCUUAAAAUAUCAACCAACUCCUUGCCACAUUGGGAAAAAGCCCCUUUUGAGCCAUAUGCUCUGCCGAAAAAUAUUAACUAUACUGUUGUAUGCCCGGAUAUAGAUCCUUUAACCUGUGCUGCUGCUGAUUUCUUCCAGCAACUUGGAACUGUUUAUGAGACGUGCAGACUGGGAACCCAUUUGCCACAUAUCCUGGGAAAUCAGAUGGAAACUGACGCUGGAAGAUUAUCCUCAUCUGGAUUUGUUCUGCUUAAUUGCCCUCAAUCAAUGAAGAUUGAAAGCAAUAACACAUCGCUUCUUGGAUCUCUGAGCGAUUAUUUUUUGUCUUUAUCGAAUGGGUGGAAUGUGAGCAGCUAUCUGAAGUCAUUAUCAAAAGCGCUGAAAGGUCUGAAGCUUGGGUCUUGCCUUUACACAAACCAGAAAGAAGGAUCAGCUAGUCCUUGCAUGGUAGUGUACAUAGUGUGUCCAUUUCCCGACCCUUCGGCAGUUUUAAGGACAAUCGUGGAAUCGUCUAUUGCACUUGGAUCAGGAAUACAGCCAGAUAGAGACAGGAGAUCGAUGCUUAACAGUCAGGUUGCAAGGGCGUUUGGUAGUUCUGCUGCUGUAGACGAGGCAUCAAUAUCUCACAUUCCAGUGCUUUCGGGGUUUAGUGUCCCUAAACUAAUUCUACAAGUGGUGUCUGUUGAUUCUAUUUUCCGGAUAACAAGUCCAAGCUUUAAUGAGCUUGUUAUUCUCAAGGAUACUGCUUUUUCUGUUUACAAUAAAGCUCGGAGAAUUUCACGAGGAAUGCCUAAUGAUGGAUUUCUCUCUUCAUCUUUAUCAAGCAGAUCCUCUUCAGCCUUGUCAUCAAUGAGCUCUAUUUCAGGAAUCUGGAAAGACUGCGUUGGUUCUCGAAUGACAGGUUCUACACAUCCAAGAGAUGGCGAAACAGGUGGUUGGGAAAGCUCCUGGCCAAUAGCAAGAUCUGGAGGAUUAAGCUGCGACCCAAACAGAAAUGGAGAUUUUUACCUUAAUGAUGAAAUUUUCUAUUUAUUUGAACCACUUUUCAUUCUUUCCGAGCCUGGUUCCGUGGAGCGUGGAGUUUCACCUACUUUCGGCAGCUUGGGAUCUGAGUCUUCAAAGCCAAUACCUGAGGAUGGCGGCAGAGGUUCUGGACCUGGCGUGAAUUCAAUGGAAGGUAUACCAUCGGGAUCAAGCUCCCAGGGUGAUACAUCCCAGCUUGAAGGAAAGGCUAUUCCUAGUUUGCAUUGCUGCUACGGUUGGACGGAGGACUGGAGAUGGCUUGUAAGCAUCUGGACGGAUGCCAGGGGUGAAUUGCUCGACACCCAUAUAUUCCCCUUUGGUGGUAUUAGCAGUAGACAGGAUACCAAAGGGCUGCAGUGUCUUUUUGUUCAAGUUCUGCAGCAGGGAUGUCAAAUACUACAGGCAUGUUCUUCCCCUGACAAUGGAUCUUUCAAACCCAGGGAUUUUGUCAUUACACGCAUUGGAAGCUUCUUUGAGCUUGAAUACCUAGAGUGGCAAAAGGCAAUUUACUCAGCUGGAGGUCCUGAGAUUAAGAAGUGGCCGAUUCAACUUCGACGCUCUGCUCCUUCUGGCGUAGCCACCAAUAACAACGGAUCUUCCUUGCAACAGCAGGAUCUGAGUUUGAUUCAAGAGAGAGCCUCGUCAACUAGCACACUCUACAGCUCUCAUGCAAAGCCAUCCACCUUUGUGAAAGGCACGAUGGGGCAAUCUGCUGGAAGAAAGCAGAUAAUGGGUGGGCAAACUAUUUCUGGUACUCCAAGGGGUUUGUUUCAGUGGGUUCACAGCAUCAGUUUUGCUUCUAUCUCACUUGAUCAUUCUCUGCAUUUUGUUCUUCCGACUGAGUUGGUAUCUCCUGGUGGUGGCCAGAGCAGUACUGGUAUGAGUUCGAUAAAUUACAUUGAAGGUUUCACUCCUGUCAAGUCUCUUGGGUCAACGGCUUUCUCUUACAUGAUGAUACCAUCACCCAACAUGCGUUUUCUUCACCCAAGUCCUCUUCAGCUUCCUACAUGCUUAACUGCGGAAUCACCUCCGCUUGCUCACCUCCUUCACAGCAAAGGCUGUGCAAUCCCCUUGUCUACUGGAUUUGUUGUUUCAAAAGCUGUGCCUUCCAUGAGAAAGGACUCGAGAAUAAACAUGAAGGAAGAAUGGCCAUCCGUUCUCUCUGUAAGUCUCAUAGACUAUUAUGGUGGUUAUGACCACGCUCAUGACAAAAUUCGUCAAGGAAUCAUGAAGCAAGGCGGGGGAAUCAAAGAAACUAGAGAUUUUGAGGUUGAAAGCCAUCUUAUCCUUGAGUCAGUUGCGGCAGAACUUCAUGCUCUAUCGUGGAUGACUGUUAGUCCAGCAUAUCUGGAUAGGCGGACGGCGUUGCCGUUUCACUGUGAUAUGGUUCUUAGAUUGAGACGUCUGCUUCAUUUUGCGGAUAAAGAAGUCUCCAGACUACCAGAUAAAUCGGGAGUUUGAAAGAAAGCAGCAGCAUACAUUUAAGGCACUUCGGUUUCUCGGGGUAGUUCACCGGUGCUAUACGUUAUAAAGUAGGAAGAAAUGGUGUAGAUCUACUAGAUGUAGUCCAGGUUUUUAUUUGGGGCUUAUAAAAUCUGUAAAAAAAAUAGCAUUUACGGCUUGCUCUACUGGUUUCACUUUAGGUGAAUAGAUUAGUUUCGUUAUUACCCCUUACCUUGUAUUUGUAAUUUACUUUAUUUAUAAUUCCUCUGUAAAUUUGGCACGACAUUCAGUUUGGUUUCCCAGGGCGCAGACUUUUUUUCUUGUAGAACUCCGGCUACUUUUGAGGCUGGACAUAAUGGUUUUCUAUUUAUUAGUCACAUAAUAACUGAUCCUAUGAGUUGUGCAGCUGAAGAUUUUGACAAUAAACUCGGUUCUCAGUACUCAAGAGUCUCUCUUCCAUCUUUGGGACCAUCUUGCGACUAUCUGUUUGCCAGCCUAUAGAUUGCAACUUGCUUCGGUGUUUAUAAGAGACCUCUCUACAUUAUUGGAGUUGCUCCUGUUUCUUAUGCUGGACACAAGAAUAUGGAUGGAGAGCUAGUAAUUGGACAAUAAAAGCGGCGGCCAGUUACAAAGACGUUUGUUUUUAUUUCCAGGCAAAGGUAAUGAGAACUUAAAUGCUAUGGCAUGGUCCCAUUCUUUCUUCUAUGCAUCACAUGGCUUUAACAGAUUCUUGUCUGAAACGUCCAACAUUCCCAGUCUUACCCUUUUAGUUUAUUCUGUUAUGUAUACAGACAGAGUAAGGUUCUAUUAAGAAAUGAAAGAUUGGUGAGUGGGUGGUUUGUUUUGGGUCCCUAUGAAUGCUUUAACACUUAAUUAGUUAAUUUCCAAGAAGAUGACUUCAGAUGCUUUGUAUUUAGGAUAAGCUUGAUAGGUUUUUGCACUCGUAUUUGUGAUUCAGAUUAGGUUUUAACUCCUGCUGAUUUUCUAUCUAUAUUUGUUCUUUAUGAUAGAAAAAGAGAAUGUUUAGUCUAGUAUCUAUCUCUGAUCUACAUUCAUGAGAUAACAUUUAUUGUGGUGGUCAUCUUUACCUUUCAUUCUGGGGUGAGUCACAUGGAUACUCAUGUUGCCUUAAGGCACCAUAACACCAUGAUGAUGAUGAUGAUGAUGUCGGCAUCAUAAUGCCCCCACACAACCUUCCAAAUACAGCUCAUCACAUCAUUGAUUCCACCGACCUCAAGAUAAUUUCCCUCUCUUAUUAUUGAUCUUUGUGUGAACCCAAAUCAAUGACAUCUGAUAUUUUGUAAGUUCCAUAUAACAAGUUAUGUGAUGCUUUUCAUGGAUUUGUGGACAGAUUGUAAGAAAAACGAAUCCAUAAACAGUCUGACGACUGAUGAUACGUAAAUACAUACAAGCACAUAUAGAAACAGAUGGUUACAUUAAGAAUAAUACAAGACUCUAUGAUAACAAUAGAGUCAAAUCACACAAACUCAUUAACCAAAACAAUAAAAUGAAUGGAGAAAAAAAAAA